Dioscorea cayenensis subsp. rotundata (Guinea yam) is the source of this 1154-nucleotide messenger RNA. RefSeq lists its product as uncharacterized. The record is from RefSeq and is a predicted model, not a curated record. Lineage: Eukaryota; Viridiplantae; Streptophyta; Magnoliopsida; Dioscoreales; Dioscoreaceae. The transcript is spliced from 5 exons. The coding region runs from base 200 to 796 and encodes 198 amino acids.
CUAUUUUCGUACGCGUUGGUGAGAAUAAAAGCCUCAGCUUUUUCGUUUGUUCUUCGCUUGCGGCGAGUUGCAGAGUGGGAGGAGAGCCUGGGAAUGCUCGAAGGCCGUGUGGGAGUGGUAGGAAGCUCGUCGGAGGGUUUGGAGACGUCGUCGGAGGAGAAUUAGGUGUGGUUUUUAUCCAUUGACUGGUUGGUUGGCGAUGGAGUUGGAUUUUUUGGGAAUUAGUGGGAAGGAUUCUGGGGUUGUGGUCAAGGAGGAGACGAGAGGAGGACGACAGGAUUCAGCGUUCCUAGUGGGUUCGAACUUGGUGUGGCCUUUCUCGAACAAAGUCUCUACCUUGCAGCAGUUCAUGGCUUACAAGGCUGCCCAGGAGGAGAGGCCAAAAAAGAUUGUUUUUGAUCAAUUCUCCUCGUCAGGUUACCCUCCUAUGUCAACCAUGGAUUCACAGAAAGGCAUGCACCAAUUGCCCAUGCACCCAUAUCAAUCCCCAAAUAGUGAUUCCUUGGGUGUUUCUAAACACCAAGUGAGUGAAAUUCGAACUUUUCCGGUGGUUUCCCAUCAUUCGAUUCCUGUACCAACAAGCAGCCCUUUCUUCCAAAUUCAUGGUGCCCCAAAUGGUCCAAGCCUCAUGGCCACCUCAAUAAAGCAGCAAGCUUUUGUCGGUGGGAUUGCAGAAGCAAACUCCGCCGUUGUUGGAUCGACGGUUGGUGCCUUUGCUCCAAGGAGCCCUGUCGAAGCCCUCAUCUACAACAGCACAGCUUACGAUAUUUUAUGGAGGGGCAGUGAAUGUGUAUGAUGAUGUGCCAUUAGAUAAGGCACAAGCAAUUAUGUUUUUGGCAAGUAAUAGUUCAAACUUAACUUCGAACAUGGUGAAUCCAAGGACUGAAGCCCCGAUUCUGACUCCUAUCAAAGCAACAAAGGUUGAAGGUUUGAAUACAAACCAAACUAAGAACCAGAGCCAUGCGGCAUCGCCUUGUUCAGGGGCUUGCAACCACCAUGUCUGUGGCUUCACACAUAGGACCUCAUGCUCUUAGUGGUUCUAGCGUUGCGGAUGACAGAGCGGGUGGUAAAAGCUGUUGGGAACAUUGGCUCCUGCGAGCCAGAACGAACCUCCUAAAACUGCCACUCAACCCAUAGUGCCUACUGCUUGUGUG